Closterium sp. Naga37s-1 is the source of this 3330-nucleotide messenger RNA. NCBI's taxonomy places the organism in Eukaryota, Viridiplantae, Streptophyta, Zygnematophyceae, Desmidiales, Closteriaceae. The record is from the annotation of a GenBank genome assembly.
GACCUUGACUGUUUCUACGCGCAGGUGGAGCAGCAGAGACGGCCCGAGCUGAAGGACAGGCCUCUAGGCGUCACGCAGAAAUUUCUGGUGGUGACUGCCAAUUAUGCCGCUCGAGGUCGAGGAGUUCCCAAGAUGGCCUCCAUUGAUGAUGCUCGAACCAGGUGUCCAGAAAUCGUGCUGGUCAAUGGGGAGGACCUCACGCCCUACAGGGCAGCCAGCAAGAAGAUCUUCUCUGUCUUCUCUCGAUUUGGAACCCUGGAAAGGCUCGGAUUGGACGAGGCGUUUGUGGACCUAUCACCUCAAGUGGCAUCCAUGGUGGCAGCAGGAAGCUUCAAGGAAGGCUUCCUUGGGCACGUGGAGAGGGGUGCAGCAGCUGAGAUUGAAAGGGAAGGCGGACGAGGAAGUGAGAAUGGUCGUUGUCUGUUUCUGGGGCCAGGAGAGUGCCACUUGGCAGCUGGCAGUUGGCUGGCCGGUCAGGCAAGGCGAGCAGUGGAGGAGGAGACGGGGUAUCAAAUGUCAUGUGGGGUGUCGCACAAUAAAAUGCUAGCCAAGCUUGUGAGCUCGCGCCACAAGCCCAAUGACCAGACGACACUUGUCGCGUCCGCAGCCAUGGAUUUCAUCUCCAAUCUGCCCGUCAGGAAGGUGCCAGGUGUCGGCAGGCGAUUGGAGGAGCAGCUUGCCUCCAGGGGUGUGACUGUAAUGAAGGGUCUUCUCACCUUCUCUCUUCAAGACCUGCAGAUAUGGCUCGGCCCGAAGCUAGCGCCAUUCCUCUUUGGUGCGUGCCGAGCCUACGACCCCACGCCUGUAACAUUCAAGGGUCCAGCCAAGAGCGUAUCAGUAGAGGAUUCGUUCCCUCCCAUCCACUCCCUCGCACAGGCUAAGCCCAUAGUGCAAAGCCUGCUACCUGACCUGCUCGCACGCAUAGAUGAGGAAUGGGAGGAGACGAGGAGACGACCGAAGACGUUCACUGUGAAGUGGAGGAAGAGAGAGAAGGAGUACAGGUUCACAUCUGCCUCGUGCCCCAUGCCUCCGCAAGCCCUCUCCCCCUCCACCCCUCCCGCCCUACGCCUCUCCUCUCUCCUCCACCUCGCUUCCUCCCUCCUCUCCCGCGCCUUCCCUUCCCCUCCAGCAGCAUCACCUGCUACCAGUGCAGCAGUAGCAAGCCAUAAUGCAGCAUCCUAUUCUAUGGUACCAGUACCCGCUGCUGCUGCUGCUGCUGCAGCUACCAGUGCAGCAGGUAUUGCCGCACACACCAGAGCUGCUGCUACUGCGUCUGCUGCUGCUGGAGAGGCCGCGUUUCGUCUCCUCCCAGUGAUGGUGAUCAACGUGGGUGCAACGAAUUUCGUCUCCUCUUCUCAGCUGUCCCAGUCUGGCCAGCCAGGUGGCACUGCUGCUGCUGAUGUUGUCGCUCCUGGUGGUGGGAGCUUGCACACGUGGCUCAAACGUAAACCACAGGGAGGAGGCUCAGGGGAGGUGGUAGCUGGAGCGACAGAUUUGACUCGAAGGUAUGCGGAGGUACACGGAGGGGCAACGCGGAGCGGUGGGAUGGCUUGUGUGGUGGAGAGUGGUUCCCCUCAGGUGCUGCCAGUGAGGAGGGAUGCUGCUGGGAGUAUGGAUCGGUGGGUGAAGCCACGAGCAGGGGGUGUUGAGCAGAUGUUACAGGGGGAGGGGAAGCAGAGAGAUCGGAGACGGGAGAAUGAUGAGAUGUCUGUAAGUGACGUGGUACCCGGUAACGAAAGCGGACGCCCUCAGGUGCUGCCACUUGAGAGGGCUGUUGCUGCUGGGAGUAUGGAUCGAUGGGUGAAGCCACGAGGAGUGAAGGCAGGGCAGGUUGUACAGCGGGGAAGGGAGCAGAGAUAUUGGAGAGAGGAGGAAGAUGAGAUGCGAAGGAGAGUGGGUGGUGAGAGGCUGUGCUCUCAGGUGUUGCCACUGAGGAGGGCUGGGAGUGGGUACUUGGAACGGUGGCUGGGACCUCGAAUGGGUUUAAAAGAGAGUGGAGAGGACAAGGAGGAGGUGAUGCAGGGUGAGGUGGCGCAGAUUAAUAUGCUUACGGUGGAAGAGCAGGCGAGGGAUUGUGAGGGUGAGAAGGUGAGGGAUGGUGAAGGGGAGAAGGUGAGGGAUGGUGAAGGGGAGAAGGUGAGGGAUGGUGAAGGGGAGAAGGUGAGGGAUGGUGAAGGGGAGAAGGUGAGGGAUGGUGAAGGGGAGAAGGUGAGGGAUGGUGAGGGGCGGAAGGUGAGGGAUGGAGAUGAGGAGAAAUACUCUGUUCCGGUGAUGCAGAAUGGUGGGGGUGUUGCAGAAGUGGUUCGAUACUUGAUGCCUGUCGACAAGGAGGGAGGUGGUUUAUGUCAGCCUGCAGAUAUAGACCUUGGUGCAAACUGUGCAACCGCUGGUGACACCACGUGUGCGACUGCAUGUGACACGUGGACGUCGAACGGUUCUGCAUGCGAGGUGUGGAGGUGCGAGGAAUGUGGGAAGCAGAUUGAGGUGGAGGGGGUGGAGGAGCACCUCGCGAUGGUCGAGCAUUUCGGGCGGUUCGUCCGCGCGCUCGACCCGGGCUGCUACUGCGUCCCCUGGUGCUGCUGCUACCGCACCGCGGGGCUCAUGAGUCUUCGCAUCAACCAACUCGACGUGCGCUGCGAGACUAAAACGAAGGACAACGUGUUCGUGACGGUCGUCGCGUCGAUUCAGUAUCAAGCCAUCCGCGAACAAGUCGAAGACGCGUUCUACCGCCUCGCCGACCCGCAGGCGCAAAUCCGGUCCUACGUCUUCGACGUCGUGCGAAGCAGCGUUCCAAAGAUGGAACUAGACGAGGUGUUCAUAUCAAAGAACGAGAUUGCGCAAAACGUGGAACAGGAGCUCGAAAAGGCCAUGCACGACUAUGGCUACCGUAUCGUGCAGACGCUGAUAGUGGACGUAGAGCCAGAUGAGCGAGUCAAGGUGGCCAUGAACGAAAUCAACGCAGCCCAGCGCAUUCGGCAGGCGACGCAGGAGAAGGCGGAGGCGGAGAAAAUUCUGCAGGUCAAGAAGGCGGAGGGCGACGCCGAGGCUAAGUAUCUCGCUGGCGUGGGUGUGGCUCGGCAGCGACAGGCCAUUGUGGAUGGGCUGCGAGAGAGCGUGAUGGGAUUCUCCUCGCAGGUUCCUGGAACCACCGCCAAGGACGUGCUUGACAUGGUAAUGCUGACUCAGUACUUUGACACAAUGAGGGACAUCGGAGCCAACAACAAGUCUUCCACUAUUUUCAUUCCACAUGGGCCAGGAAACGUGGGUGAUAUUUCUGCACAAAUAAGGGAUGGCCUCACUCAAAGUAUUGUGGCCUCUAAGAAUGUGUAG